UCAGCCCAUGAAGCCCGACUAGUAUCCUCUACAGACCACAUGCCACAGUCCACACACGCACUUGUACAGUGCGAUACGCUACCCGAAAAGGAAAAAGUCACUGAGCUCAGGCUCAGCCGAACUGACGCCAUUAAAACCAUGGCCACCGUGCCGUCGCCGCCGCCGUCCCCGUCGCCGCGUCCUCCCCCGCGCACCGCCUUCUCGCCUCGCUGCACCGCCCUUCAGAACCCAUCGGCCUACAUGUACCACUGCCAGCUUCUUAACGGCGCGCCCCAGGGGUAUGCGUCGCCGCGCCACGCGCGCGCGCGGCCCCCUCGGGAGCGGGAGCUGGACCUCGCCGCUUCCUACGCGCGUGAGAUCGGCGCCUGCGUCCGCGAGCGGCGCUGGGGCGCAGCGUGCGAGGCGUUUGCGUCCAUGCGCACCGCGGGAGCCGCGCCAGACAGGUUCCUCCUCCCGCAGGUGCUCCGCGCUUGCGCCGGCCUUGGUGCGCCCCGCCUUGCGUCCGCCGCGCACGCGCUCGCCGCCAAGGGCGGGGCUGCGCUAGCGGGGGACCCCGUCGUCGGGAACGCGAUCGUCGCCAUGUAUGCGGCGCUGGGGGACGUGGCCUCCGCGCGCGCCGCGUUCGCGUCGCUGCCCGACCGCGACGUCGUGGCGUGGACCGCACUCAUCAGCGCGCACGCCGACGCUGGGGAGCUGGAAGAGGCCUUCGACCUGUUUGAAGAGAUGCAAGAAAGCGGCGUUCGCCCGGACGUGAUUUCAUGGAACACGCUGGUGUCUGGAUUUGCAAGAAGUGGUGACCUCGUUGCUGCUCUGCAUCUGUUUGACGAGAUGCGGCAAAGAGGUGUCGACCCGGGAGUCAAUUCUUGGAACUGCAUCAUCUCGGGUUGUGUGCAGAAUGCACUGUAUGACGAGGCUUUGGAGUUUUUUCUGGAGAUGUGUGAGAGUGAGAGGCCUGAUGCGGUGACUGUGGCUAGUAUUCUCCCUGCUUGUGCUGGCUUGCAGGCACUAGGCAUUGGAAAGCAGCUGCAUUCUUAUGUUUUGCGGUGUGGAAUCAAGAUCAAUGUUUAUGUUGGAGCAUCUCUGAUUGCCUUGUACUCUGAGUGUGGAGAAUUUGAUGAUGCGAGAGUUGUUUUUUCCACCAUUCAGGAGAAGAAUGUCAAUGUGUGGAAUGAGUUAGUUCAAUCAUAUAUCAGAGAGGGGAGCAUGGACAAAGCUUGGGAGGCUUUUGACUUGAUGCAGGAGGAUGGAUUGGAGCCUGACAUUGUCACCUAUAACAGUUUCAUUGCUGCAUAUGCUAAAGUGGGUCAGAAUGAACAAGCAUAUGAACUGUUUUCACGCAUGGCUGAUGUUGGCUUAAAGCCAAAUGUGGUCUCAAUGAAUGCAUUAAUUUGUGGUUUGCAUCGACAUGGCCUUUACACAGAUGCACUUGAAGCUUUUAGAUACAUGCAGCGUUCCAGUGACGGAAAAUCAAAGGGUUGGGCAUUUCUUGAUAAUUGUGACCCAAUUCAACCAACUGGCACAACCAUUACUGGUGUCCUUUCAUUAUUGGCAGACCUCAAGUUAGAUCGUCUCGGGAAGGAAGUACACUGCUACGCUUUAAAGAAUGGUUUGGCAUCAAACAUCUAUAUUUCAAGCAAACUAGUCGACCUUUAUGGUAAGAUUGGUGACAUGACGUCUGCUGCUAAUGUCUUCCAGAAAAUUGGGAACAAGAAUGUUGUCACAUGGAACAGUCUGAUGGCAGCCUACAAGCAUAAUAGGAUGCCAGAAGUAACACUGAAGCUGCUCGGUGAAAUGUUCCAGUCCAAUUUGCAUCCCAAUUUGGUUACAGUACACAUAGCUCUUAUGUCGUGUGGUGUGACAAUGGCAUUGGGAUACGGUAGAGAACUGCACAGCUACAUCACAAAAUGCUGGCCUGGUGGUUACCCAACUACUCUUGCAAGUGCUUUGAUAAAUAUGUAUGGCAAAUGUGGUAAUAUUGAGGAUGCCAGGUUGGUUUUCAAGUCCACGGUUCCAAAGGACAUAGCAGUAUGGAAUGCAAUGAUGAGUUGCUACUUGCUUCAUAGGAUGCCUAUGGAUAUUAUAGAUCUGUUCAAUUAUUUGGAACAGUCUGGUAUUCAACCAGACCACAUUACUUUCAUUUUACUUCUUUCAGCUUGUAAGCAAGAAGGUCUGUUUGAGGAAGCUCAGAGCUAUUUCUACAAUAUGGAAGAUGUAUAUGGCAUAAAACCAUCUUUAAAACACUAUACUUGCAUGGUUGACAUCAUGGGAUCAGCCGGGCUACUGGCGGAGUCACUGACACUUAUCCAGAAGAUGCCGCUGAAACCAGAUGCAUGCCUAUGGUCUACUGUGCUUAAAGCUUGUAAGCUGCACUCAAAUCUAGAGAUUGGGGAAAAGGCAGCAAAAGCUCUUUUCGAGCUUGAACCACAUAAUCCUUCAAACUACAUGGUGCUUUCGAAUAUAUAUGCAGACACAGGCUUGUUGGAUGCCAGCGAGGCUGUGAGGGAUGCCAUGACAGAGCAAGGGUUACAUGUUGAUAGACAAUGCAGCUGGUUAUACAAUGGUACAACUGUGCACUCUUUUGAGGCUGGAAAUUUGUCACAUCCUGCAAUUGAUGCAAUUUUGAGUACAUGGAAACAUUUAACUGUCAGGAUGGAGCAAUCUAGGUACUCCACUGAAGAUAUUGGCCCCUAUUACAAUGUAGAAGUUGACCCACUGUCAUGCCACCACACAGAGAAGAUUGCGGUGUGUUAUGGGCUCAUCUCCACAUAUGAUCACCAACCGAUACGCAUCUCAAAGAAUUUUAGAAUGUGCAUGGAGUGCCAUUCAUCCAUCAAGUUCAUCUCAAGGGAUAUGAACCGGGAAAUAAUCGUUUCAGAUGGUUGCACCUAUCACCAUUUUAAGGAUGGUACAUGCAGCUGCAGAGAUGCAUGGUAAAAGAAGGGAACUGACUAAAAUUGUGGAUCGUGUAUGCCAUGAAAAUUGUGUUUAGGUACACCAAUAUCUGCCUGGUGACAUUUGCACACUUGCACUAUCAGUUAUGGCCGGUAUCAACAAUCAAUGUCACCAUCUUGAACCAUUCAACAUUUCCGUGUAUAUCUAGUUUGCUCUCCUGGGAGCCAGGGCAACAGAUAUGACCAGCUUCAUGUGAGAAUCUGGAGCUUUUUACUGUGAAAUACUGAUUUUUGCAGUAUAUUUCCGCAAAUUUGCAAGAGACAAAGGCUAUAGUAACAAUCUAACAAUCAAGACUGGACAAGGUUCCUCACGAGAUCCAAUCAGAGGCCAAGUAUUAAAAUUAUUUCAUAUGUUAGCUAUCAAGUAAUUAAUUUUACUAAUAUUUUGGGUGUAAAUCAAGCUCAAUGCCUCAUUGAUUAGAGUUAUGCACUUGUAGUCAAUUAUCAACACAUAUAUAUUUGAAGGUUCCAGUUACCCUGUUGUAAUACAAAUGUAUAAAUAGGUUGUUCUAACAAGCUCUAAGUUCUAUGACCUUGCAUGCACAUUUUAAUUGGAAUUUCAGUAAAAUUUGGAUUGUGAUCACCCGCUUUUGGUACAAGAUUCCUAUUAAAGAGAUUAUCUGAUAAA
This is a messenger RNA of Sorghum bicolor (sorghum), 3579 nucleotides long. RefSeq names its product pentatricopeptide repeat-containing protein At5g04780. Lineage: Eukaryota; Viridiplantae; Streptophyta; Magnoliopsida; Poales; Poaceae. Gene Ontology annotation, biological process: RNA modification. The transcript has 2 exons. The record is from RefSeq and is a predicted model, not a curated record. The coding region runs from base 40 to 2934 and encodes 964 amino acids. Gene Ontology annotation, molecular function: RNA binding; protein binding; zinc ion binding.